AUGAAGCAGAUGCCUGGAUGUGACAGGCCAGAGGUGCGUUUCUUGUAUUUUGAGGGCCACAUGCACUGCAACCGCGUGGUGGAGCAGACCACUGGGCCCACGGACGCCGUCGGCUUCAUGGUCGGAGGCACUGGCAUGGGCCAGGACAACUGCGACGAGACGGGGGGUCAGGCUGCCGUGAGCCGCGGGCCGCCCCCGCACUGGACGCCUCCUGGACAGAGCAGAAGCCCACGGUACGCGGCCGACCGGGUCCCGGUCGAAGCUGGCGCGUCCAUGCGCCAGUUCUGGGAGGACUUUGCGCCCGCCGCGGGCGCUUGCUUCGGGGGGGUCGUGGGCGGGCGCUUUCUGCGCUGCGGCCGCCGCGGGCGCCGCGGGCGCUCCCCGCACUGCGGCGGCCUCCGCUGCCGCGGCGGCCCCGCCGGCCCGCGCGGCGCACCCCGCUGGCCGCCGCGGGUGGCCGCGUGCGCCGCCGGCGCCCCCCGCGCCGCGGCCGCCGCCUGUGCCGCGGGCGCCAGUGGCGCUGCGGGGGCUGCGGGCGCCGUUGGUGCCGCGUGCGCGGCCUGCGCCGCGGGCGCCGCCGCCGCCGCGGCCGCUGGCGCGCUCGAUGCCGCCGCGGCCGCCGCGGCAACCGCGGCCGCCCGCGGAGGAGACCAAUCGAGCUGGCGAGACGGAGGGCACAGGUGCCCCGGCGGCAGCCACUACGCGGGAGGCGCCCCCACGGUGGACAAACGAACUCUGUGCACGGACCACCCGAACCACAGCUGCGCCGUCCUGGACCCGGCGGCCAGCUGGGCCCCCACCCUCCGGGGCCCCGCCGGGCUCAGGAAGGGCCUGUUUGGCGACGCCUCUGCCAGGGUGCGCGGGGGCACGAGGGUUGCGGGCGCGGGGGGCGGCUUCUGCGUUCGGCGGCUUCUGCCCGCCUCGCGGCCUUGGAUGUUGGCGUGGUCUGCCGCAGCCCCAGCUGCCGCGGCGCUGGCGGCGGGGUCCGACGGGCCCGCGGGCGCCCCGCCGAGGGGGCUGGCGAGGUCGGCCCUGGCGGCGCCGAGGGCGCGCCGGCCGACGUGGCCGCCCGUGCUGGCGUGGCACUGUCUGCCAUCGACGCCGCGAUGCUCGCUGGCGCGCCCGACCCUAGCGGCGCCAGAGGCGACGUGGCGCCGGCUGGCCCGGAGACCCGGCGCGGCCGCGGGCGGCGCCGAGGUCGCGGUCGCGUUCGAGGCGCUGGCCGGCGCGGGCGGCACAGGCAAUACGGGCGGCGCGGGCCUGGUGGCAGGCGCUGGCUCGGCCAGCCUCGGCGCCGCGGCGGUGGGCGGCGCGGCCAGGUCCUACACAUGGCUGUUAGGAGGCGGCGAGAGGUCGGCCACACGCGGAGGCCUGCUGGCGCGCCAGCCCCUGAUGCUUGGCACGAUUCGCUUCACGAUGAGGUCGAAGUGCGCCAGGACCGAGCCCAGCGUGAAGGCUCGCAUCGCAAGCACGGUGGGCAGGACCUGGACGCUCUGCGCAGGCCCCAGCGAUGCCUCUGAGCCCGAGGACCUGGACGCUCUGCGCAGGCCGGCCCUCCUCGCGCGCCCGCUGGCGUGCCGGCUGCGCAUGCCCUCUGGCACGCGCGCCGCCGCCCGCUGCAGCGCUGCGGCGGGCCUGGCCUCGACAGCAGAGAACGGAGCAGAGCAGAGCAUGGAGCUGCUGGUCCUCGAGGCGGCGCUCUCGCCCGCGGCCGAGGUCUUGGCGGGCACGGCGGCGGCAUUGCAGGGCGCGCUGGAGGCGGCGAGCAGCGGCGCGGCGCCGGAGCGGCUGCGGGAGGCCUCCCACUUGCUCCGGGCCCUGGAGCCCGAGCACGAGCGGCUACGAAGGGCACUCGCUGGCGCGGCCGCGGGGCCUGCCACCGGCACCGCUGGACGGCGCGCUCCAUCCAGGACCAGAUCCCUCAGACCUGGAGCUCCAAGGGGCGCCAGGGCGCACACGGACUUCUCCGCCUUCUCGCGGGCCCGCUGGGAGGCGGAGAGGCUCAAGGGUGCCGCGAUGCUGGCGGCAGCUGGCGACGCCGCGGGCGACGCCGGGGGCGCGGGUGUCAAGAUCUGGUCGCAGGAGAUGCCCCGACCCGCGCACCCCGAGAAGCCCUGCUCCCAGGUGAGGGGCAGGCACAUCGUGAGCAGCAGCUCCGAGAAGAUCCGCAGGAUCUACGCGGAGCUGCUGGCCACGGGCGUCGCCGACCGCACCGGCUUCAUCAGGGGCGCCAGCGCCGCGCGCUUCGGCAUGCUGGCGCAGGAGAAGUCAGACGACGGCAUCACGGCAAAGAAAGGCGGUGAUUUGGGAUGGCUCUCAAGAGGCAAGAUGGACAGCAAGUUUGACGAGGUCGCUUUCGUCACUCCCAGGGGUGCUUGCAGCCCGCCGUUCAAGCUGAUGAACUGCUUCCAUCUGUUCUUCAGUGAGGACCGGAAGGCUUAG
This is a messenger RNA of Prorocentrum cordatum, 2442 nucleotides long. The record is from the annotation of a GenBank genome assembly. NCBI's taxonomy places the organism in Eukaryota, Dinophyceae, Prorocentrales, Prorocentraceae.